This is a messenger RNA of Aspergillus novofumigatus IBT 16806, 1397 nucleotides long. Its product is annotated as phosphatase PAP2 family protein. Gene Ontology annotation, biological process: phospholipid metabolic process. The record is from RefSeq and is a predicted model, not a curated record. NCBI's taxonomy places the organism in Eukaryota, Fungi, Ascomycota, Eurotiomycetes, Eurotiales, Aspergillaceae. Gene Ontology annotation, molecular function: phosphatidate phosphatase activity. The coding region runs from base 137 to 1198 and encodes 353 amino acids. The transcript is spliced from 3 exons.
GACCUCUUUGGCACGAGUAUUCCAUCAAGUGUGCAAGCGCAAAUUUUCAUCGUCUUGAUCCAGUCGUCAACAAAAUAAUUGCUUGCGUAGCCUACAGUUAUCAGAUCCAUAGUCCAAGACCACUGAGUUCACCACGAUGCGGCCUGCGCUAAGUCGCAUAUCGUUGCGCUUAGUAUUUUCCUAUAUCCUGGACUGGAUCUUCAUAGUCAUCGUUGCGGUGAUAGGAUUUGGCUUUUACAAGGUCAAACCGAACCGUAGACCAUUCUCCCUAACCGACCCAAGCAUUUCUUUUCCGUAUACGGAAAAUGAAACGGUCUCAACCGCUGUCCUAAUGGUGGUAGCUCUGAUUGCUCCGGCUGCCAUUAUUGCGAUCACAACCCUGCUUAUUCCCAUGUCCACAAAAGACCAGAAUGUGUCUCGAUCAUCACUCUGGAGAUACAAGUUAUGGGAAUGGAAUGCAGGGUGGAUGGGUUUGGCUGUCGUCUGUGCAUGGGCAUGGAUGGCGACCGAGGGUUUGAAGGACUUAUAUGGCAGACCACGACCCGACAUGCUUGCGCGUUGCAACCCGGAUCUCUCGAAUAUAACCACUUAUGCUGUCGGUGGCCUGGGAGAGAAGCUUGCGGGGGCCCCGACACUGGUGACUUGGAAGAUAUGCCAAAACAAGUCAAAAGUACUUGCAAAUGACGGAUUUGCAAGCUUCCCCAGCGGACAUUCAUCGUUUUCUUUUGCGGGCUUGACAUACUUGACUUUAUGGCUUUGUUCAAAGUUCUCAAUCGCAUUUCCAUAUCUGGGACACUCUUUGUUGAACCAAAAUCCGAUCAGCCCGACACAUGGAUCAAUUCGAAAACGUGGAGCAGCCCCGCCGGUCUAUAUGCUUGUAAUCGCCUUUGUGCCUGUUGCAGUUGCCAGCUUCAUUGCUGCGUCCCGCUGGUUCGACUAUCGUCAUCACGCUUUUGACAUUCUGUUUGGCAGUAUCAUGGGCGCUAUAUUUGCAUGGAUUGGAUUUCGAAUGUACCAUCUCCCCAUCACGCGAGGCGAAGGGUGGUCUUGGGCGGCAAGAAGUCGCAGACAUGCGUUCUUCAAGUGUCCCAGAUUCCCAGGUGAGGCAGAUGGACACCCGCCAAUUGAUACGCACGAUACUCGGAAGACAACACGGCAGGAUGCUGAUGUCGAGAGGGCAGCUGAGAAUCUGGUGUAAGAUCCUAUCUGCGGAGAGACAUUUAAUAUUUCGACACAGCAGUGGAGUUUCAGGUAAUAAUGUGUGCAUGACACAUGGAACGUGAAUAUGCCAGCCAUGAAGAUAGUAUCUCGGACCACCAAGAGAUAUUUCUGUGUAUAUUAGUUAUUUGAUCAGGAUGAGGAUAGUAGAUGUAUUAUUUAAAGGCACUGAAACAUAC